This is a messenger RNA of Macadamia integrifolia, 3006 nucleotides long. Its product is annotated as ABC transporter A family member 2-like. Gene Ontology annotation, cellular component: membrane; intracellular membrane-bounded organelle. The record is from RefSeq and is a predicted model, not a curated record. Bases 83 to 2935 code for a protein of 950 amino acids. Gene Ontology annotation, molecular function: ATP hydrolysis activity; lipid carrier activity; ATP binding. Lineage: Eukaryota; Viridiplantae; Streptophyta; Magnoliopsida; Proteales; Proteaceae. Gene Ontology annotation, biological process: transmembrane transport; lipid transport. The transcript is spliced from 16 exons.
ACACAUUUUUGGGUUUUUCCUUGAACGCAAAAUAAAAGAGAUAGAGAGAGACAGGUAGAGAAGGAGGAGCAAGAAGCGAAAAAUGGUGAAUUUGCAGACGGGUUUUCCUCUAAUAAGUCAGCAAUACAAAGCACUGCUAAAGAAGAACCUCAUACUCUCAUGGAGAAACAGGACAUCUACGUUGCUGCAAAUCUUCUCUUCACUCUUCUUCAUCUUUCUUAUUUUCUGCAUUAAUAAAGCCACCAAACAUUCUUCCUCUAUGAUUGAAAAUAUCAUUGAUCCAGAGCCCCUCGUCUCUCCCCCAAUCCCUCCCUGCGAGGACAAGUUCUACAUUUUGACUCCCUGCUAUGACUUCGUUUGGAGUGGCAAUGGAAGCACCAGGAUAAGAUCAAUAGUGUCCAAUAUAAUGGCUAAAAACCCAGGAAGGCCUAUUUCUCCUGAUAGGGUCAAAUCAUUUAGAACAUCCGACGAAUUAGAUGACUGGCUUUACAAAGAUCCUAUGCAUUGUUCUGGAGCUUUGCAUUUCUUUGAAAGAAAUUCUACUGUAAUAAGCUAUGGUAUUCAGACUAACUCCACCUCUGUAGCAAAGCGAGGCAGAUAUGAGGACCCUACUUUUAAAUUUCAAAUACCACUCCAAAUUGCUGCAGAACGCGAAAUUGCUAGGUCUUUGAUAGGAGAUCCAAAUUUUAGCUGGGUCGUCGGUCUCAAGGAAUAUGCACAUCCUGCCGUGGAGGUUAUCUCUGUUGCGGAGGCUAUUGGACCGACAUUUUUCCUUGCAAUUGCAAUGUUUGGUUUUGUCUUCCAAAUUAGUUCUUUGGUUGCUGAGAAAGAACUCAAACUUCGCCAGGCAAUGUCUAUGAUGGGUCUCUAUGAAUCUGCAUAUUGGCUUUCGUGGCUCACUUGGGAAGCCUUGAUGACAAUUCUCUCCGCAUUUUUCACUGUUAUCUUCGGAUUGGUGUUCCAGUUGGACUUUUUCCUGCACAAUAGUUUUGCAGUUGUGCUCCUCUUGUUCUUUCUUUUCCAAUUAAAUAUGGUUGCUUUUGCCUUCUUGCUUGCGGCUUUCCUUACCAAAUCAUCAGCAUCGACGACUGUGGGUUUCUCCACAUUUAUCAUUGGCUUCGUGACUCAGCUCGUUACACAAUUUGGAUUUCCCUACAGUGACACAUACAGUAAAAAGUAUAGGAUCAUUUGGUCUUUUUUCCCUCCUAAUCUCCUCGCCAAAGCACUCUCUCUGCUUUCAGAUGCUACAAAAACUCCUGAAGAUCAUGGGAUCAGCUGGAGUGCACGAGCAAAAUGUCCACCAUCAUCGCCAAAUUGUUUGAUGACUAUUGAUAUGGUAUAUAUCUGGCUUUUGUCAACAUUCUUUCUGUGGUUAUUUUUGGCUAUCUACUUCGACAAUAUAAUCCCAAAUUCAGCAGGUGUGAGGAAGUCAUUAUUUUACUUUCUGAAUCCUGGGUACUGGACAGGAAAAGGUGGAGGCAAGGUUGAAGAGGGUGGAAUUUUUAGUUGCGCUGGUUCAAUUCCACCAGUGGACUAUGUUACUCCAGAGGAUCAAGACGUUCUUGAUGAGGAAAAUGUUGUAAAGCAACAAUUCAAUGAAGGUGUAGUUGAUCCCAAUGUUGCUGUUCAGUUACGUGGUCUUGCGAAGACAUAUCCUGGGACAACAAAUAUUACUGGUUGCUGUAAAUGCAAAAGGACUCCACCUUACCAUGCCAUUAAGGGUCUGUGGAUGAACCUUGCAAAGGAUCAACUAUUUUGCCUUCUUGGACAUAAUGGUGCUGGAAAAACUACGGCAAUUAGUUGUUUAACAGGCAUUUCACCAGUGACAGGCGGAGAUGCACUGAUUUAUGGAUAUUCUGUUCGAAGUGCUGUUGGUAUGUCAAGUAUCCGAAAAAUGAUAGGAGUUUGUCCUCAGUUUGACAUUCUUUGGGAUGCCUUAACUAGUGAAGAGCACCUCCAUCUCUUUGCUAGCAUCAAAGGCCUGCCUCCUGAUUCAAUCAGCACGGUUGUUCCUGAGUUACUAGCACAUGUGAAGCUUACCAAAGCAGCGAAAGUAAGAUCUGGGAGUUACAGUGGAGGUAUGAAGCGCCGGGUUAGUGUUGCAAUAGCCCUCAUUGGUGAUCCAAAAUUGGUUAUCUUGGACGAGCCGACGACUGGAAUGGAUCCAAUUACCAGGAGGCAUGUAUGGGAUAUCAUACAGGAUGCAAAGAAAGGGCGAGCCAUUGUCCUAACAACUCACUCAAUGGAGGAAGCUGACAUUUUAAGUGAUCGCAUAGCAAUCAUGGCAAAAGGAAGGCUUCGUUGCAUAGGUACCUCAAUCAGAUUAAAGUCGCGAUUUGGAACAGGUUUUAUUGCAACUGUGACCUUCCUUAAUGGGGAUGAAGUUAAAAAGACCGAAACUCAUCAUCAUAGGGCUGUGAAGGAUUUUUUCCAACAUCAUUUGAAUGUGGUGCCCAAAGAGGAGAAUAAGACCUUCAUGACUUUUGUUAUUCCUCAUGAUAAAGAGCAACUGUUAGCAAAUUUCUUCACAGAGCUUCAAAAUAAAGAAAAAGAAUUUGGCAUAUCAGACAUUCAACUUGGCCUUACAACUCUAGAAGAAGUGUUUAUGAAUAUUGCGAAGCAGGCAGAACUAGAAAGUGCUCUUGCUGAAGGGAACUUGGUAACUCUAACAUUAAAUUCUGGAGCCUCACUUGAGAUACCAAAAGGAUCUAGAUUUGUUGAAGUUCCUGAAACAAAAUCCACAGAGAAUCCUGGAGGUGUCAUGGUUGAAGUAUAUUGGGAGGAAGAUGAUUCAGGCAACAUCUUUAUUUCUGGUCACUCAUCUGAAACUCCAAUAACACCAAAUAUUCAAUCUAUGGUCGCUCCUACACUCACUAACCCUACAAGUUUUGGAAGAACUGAACCCAUGCACGGAUUUGGGAUUGAUCAUAAAUAAAUGGAACAGCCAAUUCUCAAUGGAAGGACUGAAAGGAUGUCCGAUAAAGAUGCAAUGGCUUAAUGAGAAAU